Salvelinus sp. IW2-2015 is the source of this 1893-nucleotide messenger RNA. Its product is annotated as zinc finger protein 189-like. The record is from RefSeq and is a predicted model, not a curated record. NCBI's taxonomy places the organism in Eukaryota, Metazoa, Chordata, Actinopteri, Salmoniformes, Salmonidae.
ACUACGAAGUUUAACAUGUCUAGAAUACAACUCUUAAGGUCGUUUUUCAACCAGAGAUUAGCAGCUGCUGCCGAAGAGAUAUUCGGCGUCGUGGAAAAAACGAUAGCCGAGUAUCAGGACGAAAUGUCCCGCUCGGAAGAGAAGAACAGCCGCCUACAGAAGCUGCUUGAUAUCACUAUUAAACCAGAAAUAAAGUUGUUUAGAGCAGACACCCAGCAGCUCCCAGCCUGUGAAGAACAGGUUCCCUCUGAGCAGCAGGAGUGGAUCCGCAGUCUGGGCCAGGAGGAUCCACAGUCUGGGCCAGGAGGAUCCACAGUCUGGGCCAGGAGGAACCACAGUCUGGGCCAGGAGGAUCCACAACCCGUCCACAUUAAAGAGGAACAGCAGGAACUUUGGACCAGUCUGGGGGAAGGUCGGGAGUCUGACACCACAGAGUUCAUAUUCACUUCUGCUUGUCUGCAGAGUGACUGUAAUCAGGACCCACCUCAGCMCUCACAUCUCUACCAGACCCAGAGUACCAGCACCUCGUAUGAACCGUUGAAAAGAGAAACUAGAGAAGAGCAUCAACUAUUAGAGACACCCAGGGCUUCUCAGCCCGUCUCUGCAGUGAAGUCGAUCCGUCCUAGUUCUCCCUCUAAGAGUCGCUGUAAGGUGUGCGGGAAGACGUUUCUCAUGAAAAGCUAUUUCUUUAAACAUGUGACAAUGCACACCAAGAUGAGAGAACGUGUCUGUGGGGUGUGUGGAAAACAGGUUGAGUUAGAGGCUGUAAAAGAUCACGUCCAAGCUCACAUUGAUGCUCAGUUCACUUGUCAGUUCUGCAGUAAAUGUUUCACUAAGAGUAAUGCUCUGAGGUUACACAUGAGGAGCCACACAGGGGAGAAGCCUUACCAGUGUUCUGUCUGCUGCAGAGGGUUCGCAGGAGCAACCAAUCUAACCAAUCACAUGAGGAUCCACACGGGGUAUAAACCCCACCGCUGUACUGAGUGCGGACGGUGUUUCUCUGUCCUGGGUCAUCUCCAGACACACAUGAGGAGCCACACGGGGGAGAAGCCCUACCACUGUACUGUCUGCGGUAAAGGGUUUAGUGUGAGCUGCAACCUGACACAGCACAUGAUGAUCCACACAGGGGAGAGACCUUACCACUGUCCUGACUGUCAGAAAGGAUUCAUCACCAUGGUCAGGCUGAGGAGACAUCAGAUCGCUGUUCACAUGCAGGGAGAAAUGUUCUUCUGUAAUGAGCAACAGCUAUAAACAUGCAGAGAGACAGUAGAGCACACAGAGAGACAGAGAUGGCAUGACGAGCCCUGACGUAAGACACACACAGAGAGAGACACUAGCUUCCACCUGUAAGAGGAGACUUCUUGGUGAAUAAGACUUGACUGAACUGCUGGACUUCAGAUUUAACAGAGAAGGUAGUAGAGCGUAWCUUCUGAGCAACAGAAGUCCCUGAUCAUUAGGUAGAACAGGGGUUCUCAGACUGUUUGGGGCCUGGGACCCUUUUUAUGUGAGUAAAUUCAUCAGGGACAUCCUCAUCAGAACACAACUAGAGGGAGAUCAGAAAUAGCAUACAAGGAGUUUUACUGGUGCUUUGCUGCAUUGCUGGACAAACCAAGUCCCUAGGAAGGAACAUUUUAAAGGCAUCACAGAUAGAAAUGACCAGUUUUCAAGCUAAUAUCCUGCAAUUCUAUAGAUUUUGUUCAUGUACUGUCAUCUGUUAUUGACAAUAAAAUAUCUUGUUCCAUACUUGUCAUCUGUUAUUGAGAGUUAAACAUCUUGUUCAUAUACUGUCAUCUGUUAUUGAGAGUUAAACAUCUUGUUCCAAUACUGUCAUCUGUUAUUGAGAGUUAAACAUCUGUUCCAAUACUUCAUCUGUUAUUGAGAUUAAACUCUUGU